AUGGUGGAGUACUAUGAAGCACUGGGUCUCCCCCGCAAUGCUUCUUUAGAUGCUAUUAAAAAAGCGUACAGGAAGAAAGCUCUGAAAUGGCACCCAGAUAAAAACCCAGACAACAAGCAGUAUGCAGAACAGAGGUUCAAGGAGAUUGCAGAAGCAUAUGAAGUUCUUUCCGACAAGAACAAACGUGGUAUCUAUGAUCACUAUGGAAAGGAUGGACUUGUAGGAAGAGCCAGGCCUGAAGGUUCCAGGACCAACAUGGGGGGUGUUCCUGAAUAUAUGUUCCAUUUCCGCAGUGCCCAUGAUGUCUUCAGAGACUUCUUUGGGGGACAGGAUCCUUUUUUUGGGGAUUCAAUGCCUUUCAGUGCUUGUGCCGGUGGAGGAAAAGGGUUUCGUUUCUAUUCAUCAUCAACUGACUUCAUCGAUGGGAAGCAAAUCACCACCAAAAGAAUUGUUGAAGAUGGACAGGAACGAGUGGAAGUGGAAGAGGAUGGGGAGCUUAAAUCUGUUACUGUUAAUGGUGUGCCUACUGACAAAGCAGCCAUUAGGGGAGAAAGGCAUCAUGGGGUUCAUGGUGAGCCUACCAGGUACAGGUCAGCACCAGAGUUCAGUUACCAUGAUGAUUAUGACUCUGAUUCCAUCUAUGAGGUGCGUACUGUGAGGAAACUAUUCCCUACUCAAAAGAAUGCCUACACAGCAGGAGAUGAGUCCCCUACGGCGGACAAUGAUUCUCACACAGACAGCGAGUCUCACCAAGAGGAUGAUGGGUUCCAGACUGAUGAUGAUGAAUCCCAAAUAGAUGAAAUCUAGCAGCGUGCUGCAUAUGAAUUACAUCCCAUAUAUUGGUGGCAAAUCAGGAGGAACUGAUGGGGAGAAAGAAUCAGCCAGUAGACAACAUGGAACUAGGCACCUGUGGUGCAUGUCAUUGCAACCAAGAAGGAGAAGGGAAGAACAGAACAUCAAAUGUCGAAAACAGCCUACUAGACAGUGAACAACAACAGUCCCUCACCAGAGAUAGAUUGCCUCCCACAAGUAACAAAUCAACUCCACAAAGGCUGAAGAAGGCUCCUAGGGGAG
Molecule: messenger RNA, 1074 nt
Organism: Sphaerodactylus townsendi
Lineage: Eukaryota; Metazoa; Chordata; Lepidosauria; Squamata; Sphaerodactylidae
Product: dnaJ homolog subfamily B member 2-like
Exons: 7
Coding region: 1-807 (268 amino acids)
Biological process (GO): positive regulation of proteasomal ubiquitin-dependent protein catabolic process; protein refolding
Cellular component (GO): cytosol; endoplasmic reticulum membrane
Molecular function (GO): Hsp70 protein binding; ATPase activator activity
Source: RefSeq, a predicted model, not a curated record